This is a messenger RNA of Meloidogyne enterolobii, 1589 nucleotides long. The record is from the annotation of a GenBank genome assembly. Lineage: Eukaryota; Metazoa; Nematoda; Chromadorea; Rhabditida; Meloidogynidae.
AUGCUCUUCUGGUUCGACGACGGACCUGGAACGAGAAAGGCUUCGACAACUCUGCGCUCGGCUACCACAAUCUUGCCAACGCUCUUUGCUUCGACUCUCUUUGUUCUUGUGCUGCUUGGACAGGUCAACUGUGAGUACAAUGGCCCCAUUGGAUUCUACGAUCACACUCUGAAGGAUGGUCAAGUCACGCUCGCUGCUGGCUCCGAUGUUGCCGACGAAGACAACAUCAAAAAGUACACGGAGCGCGCAGGAUCCUGUGAUGUUAGAAUUAAUGACGAUGGAAAUGUUGUGGUCUACUACAAGGGAAAAAACGCAGCCAAGAACGAGAACACAAAGAAAAAUGGUUGCGCGUUGGACCUGCUCACAAAACAUUCGGACUACAUCGAGUUCAGUGUUGGAGUGAAAAACAAAGAUGAGAUUGCGUCGUGCUUGAAACUUUGUGGAAAUGAAUUAGAACACAAUGGGGAUAAUCAGAAAAACAUUGAAUAUAAUCUGUUAGUUUAUUCUCUCCAUAACUUAUCAUUUUCUAUUCUUUUUAGAAUUCCCUUCGCCUACAGCUACAGCACAACUAAAGAAAACAUCACGAAGCUUAAGAAAGGUCCGGUCUAUGGCGACGGGGGAGAGAAAUGUGUGGAUGAGCAUUGUACACGUCAGGGUAUAAAACGUUGCAUGCAGUGGACCUCUCUUGCGAUUGCUUGGAACAUUUGUUUUAAAUUUGGUGGCUCUAGUGAGAUAGAAGCCCAAACUCAUGUCAAACCGAUUGGUCUAGUCCGUUCGUGGAGUGCGUCACAAACUGUUGGCACUUUCAAAAAUCUUAUAGUGUACAUAGUAUAUGAUGGCGAAUUCGGUAUUCGAUUGGAGGGUGACGACAGAAAUAGUCGAAAUUAUGCGGAGAAUAAAGAUAUUUUCUGCCUUGCCGAAGGUAUUGCCCAACCUCGCACUUGGAAGGUCAACGGGUCAAAUCCAUCUAAAGACCAAAGCUAUAAUCGUCUACUUACCUUCUACCUGCUUCCUCUAAACUCUAUGCAAGUCAACAACUUGUUCGAACCUAAAGAUCCAGUGUGUGACCAACUCUACAUUCAAUUCAACAAGACUGACUACAAACUUUUGGUUGCCGACCCAAAAACUAUGCCCGACGAGCCAAAAACACAGCCCACAAAGCCACCUGUAAAACCCACUGUAAAGUCAACACAGAAGACAACAACAACGGAACCUCCAAGCAAUAACAUGGUGUGGGUGUAUGUCGUCGGUGGUGUGCUUUUUGUCGUUGCUCUGAUUGUUGCUGUAUUCAUCUGCUUUGUAGUUAAUAAAAAGAAGGCUGAUCCGCUGAAGAGCGGUAAAGGAGGAGUCUCGACUGUAGCGAAGUCGAAGGUGGACGAGAAGACGAAAGAGAAAACGAAGGUGGACGAGAAAACGAAGUCGAAAGUGGACGAGAAAACGAAGACGAAGGUGGACGAGAAAACGAAGAUGAAGGAGAAGCCGAAGGCUGGCCAGCGCAAGUGACGGGAGGACUAUAAAAGAAGCAGAUGUGUUCAGGAUAGGAUAAACUAAUAAACCGAAAGAUGACGGUGUUGAAGAGAAAAGUCAGA